Molecule: messenger RNA, 2955 nt
Organism: Chelmon rostratus (copperband butterflyfish)
Lineage: Eukaryota; Metazoa; Chordata; Actinopteri; Chaetodontiformes; Chaetodontidae
Gene: cntf
Product: ciliary neurotrophic factor
Exons: 3
Coding region: 299-907 (202 amino acids)
Biological process (GO): negative regulation of neuron apoptotic process; ciliary neurotrophic factor-mediated signaling pathway
Molecular function (GO): ciliary neurotrophic factor receptor binding
Source: RefSeq, a predicted model, not a curated record
AAAGGGCGGAGAGUUGGCCGCAAACCCCGUAACAUGAGCAGGUCGAGCGGACGGGGUCGAACAAACUGGGAAACUCGUUUUACCGAAACCUUAGAGACGAGGAGCGCUCCGGCUCCAAUUAACGCAGCCCCGACUGGUUUUCCGCAAAGGGGGGACGGAGGGGCAGGCUGAAGUGCGCCACGAACGGCGGCGCUGUCGGGAUGGGGCAGGCGCACACGGACGUAUAUUAGGGGCCGACCUGUUGCUCUCUUGCUCUCAGUGCGCGUGUGCCUUCCCGGUAGAGGCAGCUGGAGGUCCAAUGGCAGCCAGGCGGACGAGACGCUUGACCGGCCCGGAUGUGAGCAGGACCACCGCGGCCCGGGCCGCUGCUAUAGCCGAGCAGCUGCACCACGAGUGCUCCAUCUUACUGGAACUUUAUAGGAAGAAGGAGAGUUUCACUGCAGAUGUUUCGGUGGUGGACGGUCGCCUGGUGUCCGUCCCUCCUCCUUCCUCCCAGCUGGACACCAGGGACAAGCUGUGGCGUCUCCACUCUGCUCUGCUACAGUGCCGCAGCUUGCUGGAGAGAGCCAUCGCCAAAGAGGAAGAGGAGCUGGGCGACGGGAAUAAGGCUGAGUAUGAGACCCAGAGGAAGAUGGUGAAGGAUAGACUGUCGCUUCUCUUAAUCAACACUGGAGAACUGCUCAAAGCUGCAGACGGCACGGCGGUCCUGACUCCCAGCGUGGAGGGAUUGGAGUUAGACGGUCCGACCGUUCUGUUUGAGCUGAAGCUUUGGGUAUACCGGAUCUUCAAAGAGGUGGACUACUGGACCAAGAUGGCCAUCACCACCUUGCAAGCCCUGCCCUCAGUGAUAGCCAAGGAGCGAGCGAGGACCACGCGGGUCAGGAGCACGAGAAGCGCUCGGAGAUGAGAGAAGUGCGUAUGUGGUGGUGAACAGGAAUAACGAGAGAGGAAAGUAAAGCGAGAAAGAGGUGGCUGAAGGGAUCAAAGGGAUGAGAAGAUGAAGCAGAGUGUUCAGAUGGGGGCCAAAGUGAGAAUCUGACAUAUAGAGGGAGGAAAAGAAAGAGAUGAGUGAAAGUAGCCAGCUGAGAGAGAGAGAGAGAGAGAGACAGACAGAUCCCUACUGACACCAGGAGAUGAGUGGGUUGGGUUAUUUUUAGGGUAUGAAGCCCCCUUAAUAUGAACAGAGGCCUUGGACAGAGAGUAUGCAAGAGACAAUGACCAGGCUCAUUAGAGCUUAUAACAACGUUUGUUGGAACAAGUUUAAGUGUGCAGAGUCUAAUCCAACUUUAUAUUUAUUGUUGACCUAAGAUACACUCCUUCUUUCUUUCUUUCUUUCUUUCUCUCUUUCUUUCUUUCUUUCUUUCUUUCUUUCUUAUUUUUGCAUUGAGGAAACAUAACAUGAUUAACUCAAAGUGCAAAAUUUUGCCACUUUUUCUGUUAACAUCAUGGUGUUCCCCCUGCAUGCACUCCUUUGACACAGCUGUAGUUAUUAUUUAAGAUAUACUGCCAGGAUCCACUGCUGCUGACGGAGGAAACAGUCAGCGAGGGGCACAUUCUGAUAAAAAUGAGGCCAUUUGAAUUCAUGCCAUCACCAGACUGUGGCUCUGAUCUGAGUAGUUUUGAAUACUGUGGCUGCAAAUCAUUCCACAUAGAUUAUUAUCUGGGGGAUGUUGAGAGGGGGAAAAAAAAAAAAAAAAAAAAAAAAUCUGUGUAACAGCACCCUCUCGUGGUUUCAUGGUGCAAUUACAUACAUGUACUCCCUCUCUCUUUCUUGAUUUUCCUCAGUAAUAUUUAUGUCCAAUUAUUCUGAGUUCUCAUAGGUUGUUUAUGUAGAUUAUAUAGUCACUUUAUUUAUAUCACUAUCAUAAAUUGUGUAAAACUAUGUCACAGGGUUUAAGAAGUAUGAGGCAACAUUUAUAGUAAUCAAUAAUAAGUCAUCAAUAACUGAUGAGCAUGCAAAUAGGCACAUAAGCAGAGAGCGUCAUGGAUAAAUACAAUGUAAAUAGUGGAAGUCUGUAAACUUAAAUGAUGAAAGAAAACGUUCCUGAAAAAUCUGCUUUCAUUUAUUUGUGAAACUGCUUUUAAUUGUUUUAAGUGAUAGAAAAUUUCAUUUUUACUUCAGUCCACACAGUGAAAGUGAAAUGUGACAAAUGUUACUAUGUUUAUUGAUACACUUUUAAAGAUUUUUAUAAUUAAUUUAUUUUUUUUAUCACCGUGUCAGGCUAAAAAGCCCAGCAGGAGUGACAGAAACACCAUGUUCUACACCACAAUGAUCAAUAUCACAUAAGACACGUAUACCAUUUUGACUGAGCUGAAUUCAGUCAGCUGAAAAUGAGGAUUUGUGUCUCUGAAGUGAUCUGUAUCUAUCCGAUAAUGAUCAGUUAGCUUGGAGUAUACCAGUAGAAACAGAAAAUUAAUCAAAUACGGGCCUCAACAUGUAGAUCUGUCGGUCUAAACUGGGCUGUGUUACUAAUUAUAUUAGCAUCAGCCACUGACUCAGAUUGUCUUUAAUGAUGCAUGAAGCUUCAGGGUAAGAAAAAGAGGAGACACUGUAAAUGGGAUUCAAUCCUACACACAGAAGUCUUGCCUGGAGAACCAAUAAGAUCUGCGAUAACGUGGAGCACAAAGCAGAAAGGGAAAAAUAUAUAUCAAGAGAUUUUAGAAGAAAAAGCAAGCAAACCUUUGCAGUGUGGUAAUUUUUAGAUCGAGGGGAUCAUUUAGUCAUUUUACAGUUUGAUUAAAGUCUCUUUGUUGCGUUCAAGGUCUUCACAUUUUCCUUGUUUCAUACAACCCUGAAGCAUAAACCCCAAAAUUCACUCCAUCCUGGCUGGUGAACGACUGAGCCUUUCCAGGAUGCUCCUUUCAUUACCAAUCAUGAUACUAUCACCUGUUACCAAUCAACCUGUUUACCUGUGGAAUGAUCCAAACAGGUGUUUUUGGAACUUUCCCAGUCUU